AUGAAGCGCGCCGAGUCGGAGCUGUUUAUUCCUCAUCGCUUUUUGGGCGUUGUCGUUGGAGAUGUAAGUGUCGCCCCCUCAAUCCGCACGACCUUUGUCGGAAAACGCUCCACCCUCUCCGUCCUCUGUCCAAUCGAUAAUUUCAUAAUUCAAUACAACGGAAAAAAGUUGAGAGCCAUUGGAAUGUCCGAUCCUCUGAACGACCGUGUCUCCGCAGUCGCUUCCUCCAGUUCCAGCGUCUUUGCAGCAGCCGGCACCCGAAUUUCGGUCCUCCCAUUCUGCAGAGAAAUCACUGAAACCCUGGAUCUAGGUGUGCCGAUUGCUCAACUUACUUUGAUUGGUACCCAACUCAUCGCCAUCGAUUCGGAUUCCGGAAUCCACGUCAUCGAAACAACCGGAGAGAAUCUUCAGAAGAAUCUGCAUUUAGAGGGUUCUGACACAUUUGAAAUCAGUGCAAUUUGCCAUCCCAGCACUUAUUUGAAUAAAAUUGUUCUGGGAAGUGCUGGAGGCAAAUUGAGGAUUCUAAAUAUUCGAACCGGAAAAGUGAUUCAUGAGUUUCAAAGGGAAUUUGGAGCCAGAAUCACUCAUCUGGAGCAGACUACGGCUUUAGACGUGCUGGCUGUGGGGUUGGAGAAUGGAGAGGUUUUUCUGUUCAAUGUGAAGAUGGACAAGGUCCUGGGAGCGUUUCGGCACGAUGCCAAAGUGACGAAUAUCGCGUUUCGCGAUGACGGCGAAUCAACGAUGGUGACUGCCGAUGCGAAUGGAACCAUUGCUAUUUGGGAUUUGGAGAAACAAGAAUUGCUGGGAAAAAUCACUGGAAUUCAUUCCAAUGAAAUAAAUUGUCUGCAUUUUAUUUCCGGGGAGCCGAUUAUGCUCUCCUCCUCGCUGGACAACUCGAUUCGUCUCUGGAUUUUCGACAGUGCCGAUGGAAUGCCGCGUGAGCUGAUUCGUCUCGAAGGACACUCGAAACCGUGUGCAAGUGCUAAAUUUGUCAGCCAAAAUGAGAUUGUGACGGCUGGAAAGGAUGGAUCCAUUCGAAAAUAUGAUGUUACAUCACUGACGAUGAGGCAGAAGCUAGGAUCUGUUGGACCGGGAAAAGACAAGAAAGGAACCGUCCCAUCGAAUGGCACCACCAACAUUACUACUGACGUUCAAAAUGUAGCUGAAAUUGCAUUUGGAUGGCAGAGAGAAGCCGCGUGGAACAAUGUCUUCUGUCGUCAAGUAAAUGACACAAAAAUCACCACGUGGCAAACCCGCAACAACACUCAUGGAGCAUUCCAUCUGGAGCAUGAUCGAUUCAAAAAGAAGGUGGAUUUUAUUGAUGCGAGUGCGACGGCCCUUGCAGUCUCCUCUUGUGGAAAUUUCGUUUUUAUCGGAUAUUCUACAGGCCACAUCGAUCAAUUCAAUGCUCAAUCGGGUCGUCACGUGCACUCAUACACCUCCGCACCGCCUAAAUCCUCAAAAAAGAAUUCCAAAAACCGAAAAUCCAAGUCCUCGUCGUACAUCAACUCAAACGGGUCUCUUCAAAACGACGCCCCAGCCGCUGAUUCUCCAAUCACCGCGUUAUCAGUGGAUCAGUUGAAUAAGGAGUUGAUGGCAGUUGAUAAGGAUGGACAUAUCGUAUUUUGGUCGUUGGCAACGAAGAAACCAGUAGCCAGAAUGUUCAAAUCCGGUGUCCAACUGGGAAUCAGUGCUCAAUGCCCUGUGAAUAGUCUUGUGGGCGUGGUCUCAAUCACAGAGGCUGGAAAAGAGGGCGUGGUCUUGGUUGACACCAUUUGUCAUACUGUAGCUAGAGCAUUUGAGCACGUUGGACCAAAAGUGAAUGCGCUGACUUUCUCUAGUGAUGGAAAAUGGCUCCUGGUAGCUGAUAAUCAGAGCUAUGUUCGAGUUUUUGACAUUGUGACGUCCCAACUCAUUGAUGUGCUCUUGUUCUCGAAACCCUGCGUCUCUCUGUCUUACAAUGAGACUGGACAGUAUCUGGCUACAGUACACGAGGGAGAGAGAGCCAUUUACACGUGGGCGAAUAAGGAGAUGUUCGCGAUGGAUUGUGUUGUGAGAGCACUUCCGCCGAAUUAUGUGCCGGAAUGGGAUGCGGGUAAGGCUUGGAAAGGGGCCGCCAACACGAAACAGGACCUGCUCGCUGCGUUCGAUAUCCUUCGCCAGAUGAAUUUGUCGGGAAUCGAUUUUCAGAUUCGCUCGCUGAAUCCGAAGACGUUGCCGAUCUUCUUCAGAAUGUUGUUGGAGGUCCUGAAAACCAAGAAAAACUUCGAACUUGUCCAAUCCUACGCUGUCACCGCUCUCAAAACCCACCGUUCCAUCGUCUGGAGCACCAAGAAUGGUAAUGACGUGGCAUCGCCAGAAGACGAGGAGCUCACAGAGGUUUUGGAGGAAUUUUAUAAGUACGAAAAGGAGAAUUGGAACGAGCUGGAGGACCUUUUUGUGGAGAACAUGGCCGUCGUUCAGUGGAUCAAAAAUGCACUUCUUUAA
This is a messenger RNA of Caenorhabditis briggsae, 2487 nucleotides long. Gene Ontology annotation, biological process: rRNA processing. Gene Ontology annotation, cellular component: small-subunit processome; Pwp2p-containing subcomplex of 90S preribosome. Gene Ontology annotation, molecular function: protein binding. The record is from RefSeq and is a predicted model, not a curated record. Lineage: Eukaryota; Metazoa; Nematoda; Chromadorea; Rhabditida; Rhabditidae. Bases 1 to 2487 code for a protein of 828 amino acids. The transcript is spliced from 9 exons.